UUAAAAAGCGAGGACAGGGUAAACCUUUACACAUACUAAACUGUGUCUACUCAAGAACGUUGCCAUGAAAUACCUACGUCCUAAGUCUUCUUUUUCUCUGUAUCUUUCUGUUCGCCCAACUAAAUAGGAAGAGAGGGAAGAAUGAAUUGUCAACUAGGAUGAAAAACUCCAUUGUAUUGGCAUUUGGCAAGAUUUGCACUUGCCUUGCCUGAAAAAGAAAUUAUUAGGUGUUUUCAUUUUCUCUCUUUUCUUGUCAUUCGUAUUUUACGUCAGUGUAUAAUUUCUGUGAUGUGAUGAAUUUCAAGUAUACAUUUCAAGUGAUUUCGUAUCAGAUUGAAUGUGAAUAAUUCCUGUUACGAUACGACAACGCGAGUGCAUAUGCAAUAGUGUAAAACUUAAUUGUGAUCAGUAUUAGAUUUAUCAAAAUAAAACAAGUGAUAUAUGUAUUCGAGGACACACUUCAUCAUAACAAUAUCAUCAUUCUCGAGCAAAAGCGACGGCCGCCGUCGCUCACCGUAAGAUGCGUUCGCUGCUCGCGUACUACGCGGAGGCAGUGAUGACAGCGGCCGCGCGCGGUGCCGGCUGCGCGCUCGGCUGCAGCGGCCGCGGCGAUUGCAUGAACGGCACGUGUCUGUGCGAGAUACGUUAUGCUGGCGACGAGUGCGCAGCGCCCAACCUGCCCUAUCACGCCUGCAUCGGCGGCGUUUUCCUACUGGUGGCGUUCGUGUGCGCCGUCCAGCUGACCAUAUGCGUGGUGACCGAGUACAGGAGGCUGAAGGCACCCACCUUCCUGAGAGCUUGUAAGGUCACCACUCAGAAGAUGCUUUACCUGGUCGCGUUCUUGGCGUCCCUAAUACGUGGCGCGUACUUCGUGUCCCCGUCGGCGUUCCAAGAGGGGUGGGCGACGAGUCUUCUAUCAGCUUACUACCCGCUCCUCAUGUCUGGCUCCUCGCUGAUUGUCUGCUUCUGGGCAGAGGUGUUCCACCUCCGCGACAUCCGCUGGGAGCGGCCGCGGUUCCUCUCCAAGUCGUUCCUCGCCUUCGUCACGUUCAAUGUGAUCAGCUACUCCCUGCUCGCUGCCGAAGUCCUCACCACCAGCGUGGCUGACACUUCUGCUGAGAAGAAGAGUUUCUACCAGCACGUUUUCAACGGAUGCUACGCUGUGCUGCUGUUCAUCGUGGUCAUCUUCUUCCUCAUUUACGGAGUUGAAGUCUUUUUUAAGCUUCGCGGCGAAUUCCUCAAGGAGACUAAGGUGUGCACGAUCAUAUCGCCGCGGGCGGGUCCCUCCUCCGCGGCGGAGGAUGAUGAUGUCCAAGACACACUGGUCACUAAACAGGGCAUCCAAACUGACUUGACCGAUAGCGAUGGUACAGUGGACCCUCGUUCGGUGAACCAGUCGCAACUCCAGCAGUCCAGGGUCGGGCUGGUCAGCCAGGCGCUGAUGCUUAUCCUCAUCGCCGGUUUCCUCGCUUCGGAGACACUUGGAGAGUUCUGGAAAGCGAAAGUGCCAGUGGUCUCCCGCAACUGGCACGACUUGGUGUUCCGCCUGGCGGAGAUCGGCGUUGCGCUAUGGUUCCCCUGCGUCCUGUGGAACUCCAUGGCGCCCGAGAGACUCUGGCUGCUGAACCCUCGGCGGCUGCUGGCCCGCCAGCUGGACGACGCCAAGCUAUCCGACUUGCUGCAGCAUCAUCGUGACGCCAAGACCUUGGUGUUGUUCUGGCGUGUGACCUGGUCACAAAAAAUGCGUUUCCUCCUCGCCGUCGGCGGGUAUUACCAGUGGUUGCUGUUCAGGGUUAUAUUGUCGGUGUUCUUCAGGCCGCUUGCUUUGGACAAUUUGGAGUAUCCGAAUGUGGAGACCGACUCCCUAGUGGGCAGCGUGGGGUCGGGCCGCGACUGCUGGAUCUGCUACGACGGCUCGCGACCGGAGCCCCUCAUCCGGCCAUGCCGCUGCACCGGCGACGUGUCCGCCGUGCACCACGACUGCCUCCGGCGGUGGCUCGUCGAGAGUGCUGCGACUCCAGACGGUUUGAAAUGCAAAGUCUGCAACACGCCCUACAUUGUUCAAGAGACGAACAGAGUGGAAUGGGAACGCGGCUUCACCUGCCUGCACUGGCUGCGCACGGCCCUAGCCGUGGCGUGCAUGUGCGGCGCCGGCGCAGCCGCCUGGGUGGUGGUGCAGCUGUUCCAGUCGCCCGUGGUGCGCGUGCUCGCCGCCGGCGCCGCCUUGCUCGUCUGCUACGUCGCCGUCAGAUUCCUCGGCAGCAACACUGUGACGGCGUACCAGCGGGCCAAAGUGUCCUCCCUCAGGAUACUGACCGAGCCCCUGGACCAACCGGACCAUGGGUUGUCCACUAUCAGCAAAACGGUCACCGUGGACAUCACGGCCAAAGCGGUGCUGGACCGCGCGCUGAAAGGCGAAGAGAAAUAAAUUUUUAGUUGUGGACUGUUAUCAUGUGAAAACGGAUAUACAUAAGUACGUUUCCGGAACUGUUAUACGCAGAAUUGACGUUACUAUUGAGUAUUUCGGUUUUUUUUCGUUAGUACAAAAGAAAGGUGAUACCGCGAGUCCGAUACGUAAAAGUUUUGUUGUGUGUGAUUUUUUUUUAUUUAUUCUAUGUUAUUAUUUUUUUUUAUUUGACGGUUUCGAUUCGAUAAUACGAUUGCGCAUUCGAUCGAUAGAACGCUAUUGAUGUUGUUUUUUUUUUUAAUUUGUGUCUGUUGCCGGUCGAAUUUUGUUAUGUCAAAAUGAGGGCUUAUUUUUUUAUUGUAAAAUAGAGAUUGAGAGAAUAUUAGAGAGAGGCCUUUGAUCAAAGAUUUGACACUUUGAACUGUCAAAUGAUAUUUAGUUUAACGAAAAUAGAUGAGUAUUAGUUGGCCCUCAUUUUACACUGUAUGUCCGGUAUACAAAGACAUUUGUAAAUCAAAUUUUUUAUUAUUAUUAUAACUUUUAUAAUUUCAUAUGAUUUAUCAACUUUUAUUUCAAGUAUAAUUUCUGUUAUAUGUAAUGUAUUUUAUUGAAUGAGGCUCGAUUAUUCUUUUAAAUAUAAGUCACAAAUAUGUGGGAAGCGAAUGUGAGUGCCAAAGAGUUUCCCUUAGUAUUCUUUGAUAAUAAUAAAAAUUAAAAAAAAAAUUGUGUAAGGAUUAAGAAAAAUGUAAGGGUGUGAAGAAAAUUUUUAAAGCAAUACGUAUUUCAAAGUGAAUUUAAACUAAAAAAAAAAGUAAAAAAUAAAAUUUUGAUAAAUUGUAGUGGCAACAAUUUUUGAGUGAUUUUUGGCUUUAUACUUCAUUUAUCAUUUUGACGUGUUGCAUCUAUCCUAAAGCAUUUUUUAAUUCGUGUGACCAAAUUCUGGAUGUAGCAAGCCAGGCCACAAUAUGUGUGAGCAUAGAGAGGUCAUAGAAAGAAACGGACAAAAGUGUCUUAUAGAACAUACAUACAUAUGGUCACGUCUAUAUCCCUUGCGCGGUAGACAGAGCCAACAGUCUUGAAAAGACUGAAUGACCACGUUCAGCUAUUUGGCAUAAUGAUAGAAUUGAGAUUCAAAUAGUGACAGGUUGCUAGCCCAUCGCCUAAAAAAGAAUCCCAAGUUAUAAGCUUAUCCCUUGGCCGCCUUUAACGACAUCCAUGGGAAAGAGAUGGAGUGGUCCUAUUCUUUUUUGUAUUGUUGCCGGGAACCACACGGCAGUGUCUUAUAGAAAGCUGAGAAUAUAAGUCAAAAUCAAUUUUUUUUUCAGAAUAUUGCCCUUCGCUGGUACUUUUUCACGUCAUAUAUUUAAGUCAGAUGUUACACGUCAUAAGUGCUGCUGUCUCGCUCUUUUAUAUCACUUGUCUCUUUCACGCUUGUCAUAUCAAUUUCCUUACAUAGUGUUGUGAGAGUGUAAAUGAAUUAUUUUUUUAUAUAAUAAUAAAAAGCCAAAAUAGUUAAAAAAAUAAUAGAAUAAAAGUUGUGUGCCGUAGUCUUAUCAUUCCUUGAAUUUAAUGUAAAUAAGAAAAUAAAUAGUACUUAUACCGUUAUGGAUUUACAAAUUAUGUAGAUUUGUUGUUCAUUUUAUAUACAUUUAACGUGAUUUUGGAAAAUUUUAGUAAUAAUAAUAAUUUAAAAUUAUUUUAUGUAUAUAGGUACUAACAUCUUGAAAUUUCAGAGGAAAGCGAAGAUUUUUAUAAAUUGCGUUUGCGUACACGUCAAUGGAUCUAUUAUGAUCAUUUUAUUGCAUCAAUCUCACGUUAAGUGUAUAUAAAAUGCGCGUGUAGGUAUAUAUUUUUUUAAUCUUUCAUCUAUGUUGUGUAUGUAAUGAUUAAAAAAUCUUGCCACAUAGUUUGUAAAACCCGCCAAAUAGAACAACUGCCGGUUAUCUAUCUGUCUUCGUCACUCCCCUAGUGUUUGUCCCGUUCCCUCCUUAAGGAGAAGGAAUUGGCCUUUUUAAGUGUCAGGAAUUACACCGGCAUAUAAUUUUUCUGUCUUAUGUUUUUCAGUUUUUUUAAUUUAUUUAUAUUUAUAUGUACAUACAUAAAACAAAUACGACUAGAAUUGUGUAUAGUUGAAUUACGAGCAAUUUGAUACAGAGGUUAUAAUAUGGCUUAGGUUAUGUUUAUGAAUAUGUGUGCGAAAGGAUUUUUCGUAGUUGGCAAUAUUCGCGGGAAAUAUUUGUAGUUCUUGGCGAGCGACAAUGGAUUACGGUAACCGCUUACCAUCACGGUGGCCGUACGCCUAAUUCUCUUCUUAGUUUAUUUGCCAAAGCUUUAAAAGUUUUGGUUUAUCAACGUUUUUCUACCUUUUAUUAUGGUCUCAAUUAUAUUAUACAAAGUUGAAAUACCAGUGGUUUUUAUCUAAAGAAAAUUUGUACGAUUUUAUCGCCAUCUCGCUCUAAUUUUAAUGCCCCCAAUAAUUGUGAGAAAUAGCUAUAUUUUUGUGAGCUUGUCGUUAGAAAAGGCCAUAGAGUUAAGAUGAGAUAACCGGCAAUUGGAUUAAUAUUUCUCGUCAAUUAAAUCUAUGUAGUAUGACGUAUAUUUUGCUAUUUUAAUAUUAAUAUAGUACAUUAGUCUCGUAGUGGGCUAGUUAUGUGAAGUCAUUAUAGAUUGCAAUAUUUUGUGAACUAAUUUUUCGUAACAAAUUUGAUCAGCUUUAGGAAUGAAAACAAAAAACUAUAUAGAGACGCCGAAAUAUUUAUUGGAAAGAUUGUUUCCACGUAGUGAAUGCUAUCCCAUGUCAGAAAAUUUUAAGUAACAUAGACAUCAGUAUAUGAAGUAAUAUAUAUAUAUAUACAUUCAAAAGGAAAAUAAUAUUUUAAAGGAGGUGAGGUGCCUAGCCUAUAAACGCUAAAAAAGCAUUAAAUAUAUAUUUGACAUUGCUAAAAAUAAUAGAAAACCUUUGUCACAAUUUUCUCUCAUGAUUACGUCGUGUUACCGAAUUUGACCCAAUUAGGGGGUAGGUUUUACCGAUCUAUUUGGGUCACAUUUCUCUCAUAAUUAUGUCACUAAUAGUUAUGUGACCAUACGCUGAGUACAAAGAUAUUUUAAAGUUAAUGACACAUUUUUAUCUAUAUCAAUCUAUAAUUCAAUAUUUUAAUCAUGAAAAAUUAUCCUAGGUGUUCCUCAAGGCAGCAAACUGGAGCCAUUUGAUUUUUGUUUAAAAAAAAAGAAUGUAUCAAUAAUUUUGAAUAGCUUUUAUGCAUCGGAGCAAUAGAGACUUAAAUUUUGAUCUCUCAUACAUUUCAGAUUAGUGUAGUGGUUUGAAAUGUAGUGUAGUUUAACAGUUGAAUUCAUUGUAAAUAUUGACUUUCCAGUAUUCUGUGCAUAUUUGGAGGGUCGCAAUGCGGUAUGAGUGUUGAUAAAUAAACAAAUAUUAUUGA
Amyelois transitella is the source of this 5847-nucleotide messenger RNA. RefSeq lists its product as uncharacterized. The coding region runs from base 521 to 2428 and encodes 635 amino acids. NCBI's taxonomy places the organism in Eukaryota, Metazoa, Arthropoda, Insecta, Lepidoptera, Pyralidae. Gene Ontology annotation, molecular function: zinc ion binding. The record is from RefSeq and is a predicted model, not a curated record. The transcript has 14 exons.